AUGGCCAUGACCGAUGCCUUGCUUGUGCCCAUGGCAGAUGCCACAUCCACGCCUGUGGUGGAUGCCAUGUCCAUGGAGGAUGCCAUGCCCAUGGAGGAUGCCAUGCCCGCGCCCAUGCCCAUGGUGGAUGCCAUCUCUGCAUGCAGCAGGUCUCCAGCCCAAAUUGAAGUGAUCCCGUGUAAGAUCUGCGGAGACAAGUCCUCAGGGAUCCACUACGGCGUCAUCACCUGUGAAGGCUGCAAGGGGUUUUUUCGGAGGAGCCAGCAGAACAACGCCAGCUACUCCUGCUCCCGGCAGAGGAACUGCCUGAUCGACCGCACCAACCGCAACCGCUGCCAGCACUGCCGCCUGCAGAAAUGCCUGGCACUGGGCAUGUCCCGCGACGCGGUGAAGUUCGGCCGCAUGUCGAAGAAGCAGCGGGACAGCCUCUACGCCGAGGUGCAGAAGCACCAGCAGAGCCAGGAGCAGAGCGGCGGCACCAAGGAUGAGCCCGAGCCCCUGAGCCGCGUCUACACCACCAGUGUCAGCAGCGGGCUCUCGGACCUGGACGACAUCUCCACGCUGUCGGACGGGCUCCUCUUCGACUUUCCCCUCACCCCCGACGGCAGCAGCACCUACUACAACCUCGACCUGCUCACCUCGGCGCAGCCCUCUCCCGACCAGUCCAGCCUGGACGUGGCCGAUGCCACGCUCAUCAAGCAGGAGUCCAUCUAUGAGCUGAUGCUGGAGCCGGCCCUGUUUGCGCAUGGCGCGCUGGAGGGCAGCCAGCUCUCUGCUGAUAUCUCCGUCCUUGAGAUUGACCGGGUGGCCCAGAACGUGGUGAAGUCGCACCUGGAGACGUGCCAGUACACGACGGAGGAGCUCAAGCGCCUGGCGUGGAGCCUCUACUCCCCCGAGGAGGUCCGCGCCUUGCAGAGCAAGAGCUGCGAGGCCAUGUGGCAGCAGUGCUCGCUGCAGAUCUCCAACGCCAUCCAGUACGUGGUGGAGUUCGCCAAGCGCAUCGACGGCUUCAUGGAGCUCUGCCAGAAUGACCAAAUCAUCCUCCUGAAAGCCGGUUGCCUUGAGGUGCUCCUGAUCCGCAUGAUCCGCGCGUUCAACCCCUUGAACAACACCGUCCUCUUCGAGGGGAAGUUCGGCGGUGUGCAGAUGUUCAAGUCGCUCGGUUGCGACGACCUCAUCGGCGCCGUCUUCGAGCUGGGGAGGACCCUGUGCCGCCUGCAGCUGUCGGACGAGGAGCUCGCCCUCUUCACCGCCGCCGUCCUGCUCUCCCCAGAUCGCCCAUGGCUGACGGAGUCCAAGAAGGUGCAGAAGCUGCAGGACAAGAUCUACGUGGCCCUGCAGCACGAGAUCCAGAAGAAACACUCCACCGAGGACAAGCUCUCAAAGAUGGUUUCCAAGCUGCCCUUGAUGAAGACCAUUUGCAACCUGCACUUGGACAAGCUGGAAUUUUUCCGUCUCCUGCACCCAGAGACCGCCAUGAACUUCCCACCCCUCUAUAAGGAGGUCUUCAACUCGGAGCUUCAGUACAGCAACCCACGGGAGAGCUAA
Gavia stellata (red-throated loon) is the source of this 1548-nucleotide messenger RNA. RefSeq names its product nuclear receptor ROR-beta-like. The transcript has 10 exons. Gene Ontology annotation, cellular component: nucleus. Bases 1 to 1548 code for a protein of 515 amino acids. Gene Ontology annotation, molecular function: RNA polymerase II cis-regulatory region sequence-specific DNA binding; zinc ion binding; nuclear receptor activity. Lineage: Eukaryota; Metazoa; Chordata; Aves; Gaviiformes; Gaviidae. Gene Ontology annotation, biological process: regulation of transcription by RNA polymerase II. The record is from RefSeq and is a predicted model, not a curated record.